UCUAAAUCUUGAAGGACCAGCUGGAGGAUAUCAUCAAAUAUGAAGGGGAACACAUUUCCGUUCAAUUUUGUUUUCCUUUUUCACCUACUCUUAGCUUUGAAUCAGUGAAGAUAAAGCCUGCCCUCUCGAUUAAACAAGUUCUCUCUACUUCGCCCUUUCUCUCCGUCUCUCUCUCUCUUAAUUUGCUUACAGAGUAGACUCCGAAGAGUACCGUAGGAAACAAGUUGUAAAUUUCGUCUGCAGAGACAUUGACGAUCAUGUUAAUGGAAAUUUCGUCUGCAGAGACAUUGACGAUCAUGUUAAUGGGCCUCUUUAUGUUUUAAGCUUGAAAUUAACCAGAGUGAGAGAGAGAGUUAGAGAGAGAAAGAGGGGAAAGAUGGUGGGCUCAGACAGGUGCAAAGAAGCAGUUGGGAUGAUGGCCCUCCACGAGGCUCUAAGGAAUGUUUGUAUGAGUUCAGACUGGACCUAUUCGGUCUUUUGGACCAUUAGACCUCGCCCGAGGUCGCGUGGUGGCAACGGCUGCAAAGUCGGAGACGAUAAUGGAAGCCUGAUGCUAAUGUGGGAAGAUGGGUUCUGUCGAGCCAGAGGGUUCAAUGGAGGAGGAGGGGCUGAGUGUGUUGAAGAGUGUUUGGAUGGAGAUGAUCCAGUUAGGAAGGCCUUCAGCAAAAUGUCCAUUCAAUUGUAUAACUAUGGAGAAGGAUUGAUGGGCAAAGUUGCAUCUGAUAAAUGCCAUAAGUGGGUCUUCAAGGAGCCUUCUGAAUGUGAACCUAACAUUUCCAACUACUGGCAAAGCUCCUUUGAUGCUCUCCCACCAGAAUGGACUGAUCAGUUUGCCUCUGGUAUUCAGACCAUUGCUGUCAUUCAAGCUGGACAUGGGCUUCUUCAGUUGGGUUCCUGUAAAAUCAUCCCUGAAGAUCUCCAUUUUGUGCUGAGAAUGAGACACACCUUUGAAUCUUUAGGUUACCAGUCUGGUUUUUAUCUCUCUCAACUCUUCUCAGCAAACAGGAACAACGGUGCCUCUUCAUCGUCAAACCCCACGAAGCAAAUGGUUCGCCCCCCUGUUUUCAAUUGGGGGCAAAGGCCACCCUCCUCUGCAAAUCCGUCACCACCUCCACCCCCCCCCCCUGCAACCAACUUCAACAUUUCCCCUGUUUUCCUUUUACCUCAUCAACAGUGCCCAACCUCUGAUGAGCUUGAAUCCGAUAUCAAGUGGCCUAAUGGUCUCUCUUUCUUCACUGCUCUCACUGGUGGCUCUGACGAUACCAAGCUCCUGUUUGGACCAGAAGGCAUGGUUGGGGACCAACACACAACGGCAACUGCUCCUCCUCCUUUGGAAGGCUGUGGAGUGGGUGAGUAUCUAAGCUUGGAGGGUCAGCAAGCUAGGAGUGGAGAUGCUAGGCUCAGAAAGGCAGAUAAGUUUAAGAGGAGCUUGACUCUGCCUGCAAGAGUGGCUUCCUCCUCCUCCUCUGUGGAGCACCACCAUGGCUCCCAUGUGGAACCGGGGAUUUACUCAGAUAUCAUGGAGACUUCUUGGAUUGAUUGAGUUGGAGAGUUGUCAGAGGUGAGAGUUAGGAGGCUGUACAGAUAGAGGGAGAGAGAUUUUGUUUCUGUUCUCAGUCUUUUUUUCUUAGUGGGAGAUGGUUUUGUAGUUUGCCCCUGGUCGAGUGAAAUCUAACCUUUCGGCUUUUGGGUUUGUUUCUUGC
Messenger RNA from Amborella trichopoda, 1703 nucleotides. Its product is annotated as protein RICE SALT SENSITIVE 3. The record is from RefSeq and is a predicted model, not a curated record. NCBI's taxonomy places the organism in Eukaryota, Viridiplantae, Streptophyta, Magnoliopsida, Amborellales, Amborellaceae.